AACUACACACUCCAAAAUUCUCUCUCCCAACCAAUACCAAAGAAAAGCACGAGGACCAAGAGAGGAGGGAACAUAUGUCGGAGAAGGAGUGCAGCCACCACAAGGACAAGCGGAGGAAGAGGCUCCGGCGGUUUUUCGGUGGACUCCUCAUCUUGAUCUUCAUCAUCCUAAUAAUCGUCCUCCUAAUAUGGGCCAUCCUCCAGCCCAAGAAACCCCGCUUCGUCCUCCAAGACGCCACCGUCUACGCCUUCAACGUCACGGCACCAAACUUCCUCACCUCCACCAUUCUAGUCACCAUCGCAUCCCGUAACCCAAACGACAAGAUCGGUGUCUACUACGACAAGCUCGACAUCUUCGCCAUCUACCAGAACCAGCAGAUCACCUACUACACCGCCAUACCAUCCACGUAUCAGGGCCACAAGGAAAUCAACGUUUGGUCACCCAUAGUGUCAGGCGUCAACGUCCCCGUGGAUCCAUACAACGGCGUUGGACUCAGCCAGGACCAGGCCGAUGGAACAGUCAUUCUUACCAUCAGGAUUCAAGGACGGGUUAGAUUCAAAGUUGGCACCUUCGUCUCUGGACACUACCACCUCACACUUUUGGGCAGCACUAACAUAUACUAAGACCACUUGUUUGAA
This is a messenger RNA of Camellia sinensis, 638 nucleotides long. Its product is annotated as NDR1/HIN1-like protein 1. The record is from RefSeq and is a predicted model, not a curated record. Lineage: Eukaryota; Viridiplantae; Streptophyta; Magnoliopsida; Ericales; Theaceae. Gene Ontology annotation, biological process: defense response to other organism. Gene Ontology annotation, cellular component: plasmodesma; plasma membrane.